Lepisosteus oculatus (spotted gar) is the source of this 939-nucleotide messenger RNA. Lineage: Eukaryota; Metazoa; Chordata; Actinopteri; Semionotiformes; Lepisosteidae. The record is from RefSeq and is a predicted model, not a curated record.
UGGGAAGGCAGGGACAGCAGAGGCAGAACCUGUUUGGUGGGUCAGGUGGAAUGUCAUUUAACUGGCAGAGGCUGCCUCUGAGACACAGUUGAAAGGAUACUGACCCGACAACAUCACUGCAUCCCUUCAGGACACUUGGCAAGACGCUUAAAGCUUUCUACGAGAGGUUUCAAAAAGUCAUGCAACUGUAAUCAAAAGACUGGCAUAAUGAAUGGACAUAAGAGAAACCGGAGCUUCUCAGACAACCUGGUCCUGGAGGAGGCUGAGGAAGGAGGCAUUGUUGUCGCAGACAUCAAAGAUGAUUCACUUGCUGCAGCCCGUGGUCUCAAAGAGGGGGAUGAAAUUGUUGGUGCUACCAUCUUCUUUGACAACUUGAAGAAGGACGAUGUGGUUAAGUUAUUGAAAAUGACUGAGCCUUACAAUGCAAACAUGAAAGUCCAUACAAAACAUGGUCAAAAUGCUCCCAACAACAUCUUUGGAAUACCUGGCUUCAGCCCUUCAAAUACAGGGCCUGUGGAUGUUGGCUAUAACAAACUAUUCAACAGUAAGAUAAAAAAAUACCUCAGACCUCAACAGUCUCUUGAUGGAAGCUUAACACUACCAGGUACAAGAGUUAAUGGCAUCAAUACACGACUGAACAAAAAACUGAAGAAUACUGGAACAAAUGUGUCAUUGCCAAAUCUGAGUGAUCCUGAUGUUUUGAAUCUUCAGGGACCAAACUUAAAGGGAGGCAUCAAAGAUCCAGCUUCAACAUACAAAUGGCCCAGUAUGAACAUUACCAGUCCAAACACUCAAAUACAGGGACCAGACCUGGACAUUGAUGCAGGCAUGAAGACACCAAAGUUGAACCUUUCAUCUCCGACGUUCAAGGGAGGAAUCAAUACACCUGACUCAGAUAUUAAUUUACCCAAAGCUGAUCUUAAAGGUCCAGAUCUUGAC